AUGGAGAAUGACAAGGAUGAUCUUCAGCCAUGGUCGAUAGCCACGACGGCCGCAGUCACGGCGUUGGCCUUCGUGGCUGUUUGCCUCCGACUGGUGGCACGUUAUGAAAGAAAGCAGAAGUUAUGGUGGGAUGACUACAUGAUCAUUUUCUCCAUGUUCUGGAAUUUUAUUGUUGUCGGAUUCAUCUACGCCAUGAUUAAAGAAGGUAUGGGUCUUCACGCCAACUUCAUCCCAACCAGUAACGUUGUUAUGAUUGCAAAAUACCUCGUCGUGGCCGAGAUUCUCUACGUGUUCAACCUCGUCUGGACCAAGCUUGGCAUUCUGCUCAUGUACUACCGAGUUUUCCGCUUCCCCUAUUUCAAGACAUGGGCAAUCAUCAUCGGAGUCUUCGUCUGCCUCUGGGUUAUCUGCAUUACCUUCCUCUUCAUCUUCAUCUGCGUGCCGGUCCAGAAACUCUGGUAUCCCCAGAUCCCAGGCCGAUGUAUCAACCAAGUCGGCACAUGGAUCGCCAACGCCGUCUCAACAAUCGCAACCGACCUUAUCAUUUUGUGUCUCCCAAUUCCUCAAAUAUUGAAGCUCCAGCUUCGUCUCUCAGAAAAGAUAGCGGUGCUUUUCGCCUUCAGCCUGGGCUUCUUCGUUGUCUUCGCCUCCGCCUACCGCUUCUCAGUCCUCUUCACUUAUGACCCAAUGGAUUCCUCCUACACUCUCGCCCCAACAGUAGGCUGGACCGCCAUAGAGAUGUCCGCCGGUAUCGUCUCCGCCUGUCUCCCAACCCUCCGCCCAGCCCUCCGUCUAGGAGCCCGCCUCCUCGGCUUCAACGGCAAACUACCGGCCCUCUUCCGAAGCACAAAUGGCCAAAUCAGCAAGACAUCGAAUCCUACAACUGGACCAUCCCACCUGGACGACAGCACCAUCACCAUCAUCCAGCAGACCGAGCGACCAAAGCGGCAUUCCUUCUACCAUUUACCGGAUGAAACGGACUCGACGGCAGAGCAGGCACGAAUGGAUGCGUCGUUUAGGCCGGAUUAUGCGAAGACGUAUACGAAUGUGUUAGGGCCGAGGGUUAAUGGGCGUUUGAGUGGGGAUGAGAUUCCUUUGAAUGGGAUCCGUGUGGAUAGGGAGUUUACGCAGACCAGUAGGCGUUAA
Aspergillus alliaceus is the source of this 1146-nucleotide messenger RNA. RefSeq lists its product as uncharacterized. The transcript has 3 exons. The coding region runs from base 1 to 1146 and encodes 381 amino acids. The record is from RefSeq and is a predicted model, not a curated record. Lineage: Eukaryota; Fungi; Ascomycota; Eurotiomycetes; Eurotiales; Aspergillaceae.